GGACCUCCGGGGUCUACAAGUGCCGAACGUAGCAGGCCAAGAUGUCGAUCAGCCUCACAUGAUGGCGUCGUCGAACAAAAUCCUGGUAUUACGAAUUGCCCCGAGCCGGUAGAAUGCGAACUGCCCGAGCGAGGGAGUUGAGGGUUGAGGGCUAAAUCGAGUUGAGAAGGUGGCAAGAAGCAUUUGACGUUCAUUCAGGGGUAUUCAACGCCGAGUUUCGACUUCACUUCCAAGAUCGAAACCACCAGGACGCUGCUCAACUUUCAACUAUAUAAAGCCGGGGAGACAACCCUCAUCCAAACCCCUUUUUUUCCUUUGCUCCUCAUCUCGACCACAAUCUCCCAAUCGACAAGCCAAGGUCUCCGAAAAUGGUCAAGCUCUCUUCCUUCCUCGUGGCAGCCGCCAGCGGCGCGGCCCUCGCCGCCCCCAAGGCCAAAAUGUCCAACGGUCUCGGCGACUACUCUCUCGAGAAGCGCCAGUCCACUCCCAACUCGCAGGGCUACCACGACGGGUUCUUCUACUCGUGGUGGAGCGACGGCGGUUCUCCCGCCACCUACACCAACCUUGCCGGCGGCUCCUACGAGGUCUCGUGGCAGAGCGGUGGUAACCUCGUCGGAGGCAAGGGCUGGAACCCCGGUGUUGAUGCUCGCGCCAUCGACAUCUCCGGCACCUACGAGUACAACGGCAACAGCUACCUUGCCGUCUACGGCUGGACCCGUAACCCUCUCGUCGAGUACUACAUCGUCGAGAACUUCGGCGACUACGACCCCUCCUCGAACGCCAACAGGCUGGGCACCGUCGACUGCGACGGCAGCGUCUACGACGUCGCCGAGAGCUGGCGCUACGACGCUCCCAGCAUUGACGGCACCCAGACAUUCCAGCAGUACUGGUCUGUCCGCCGCAACAAGCGCACCGGCGGUGUCGUGCAGACCGGGUGCCACUUCGAUGCCUGGCGCAGGGCUAACCUCCCCAUUGGUACCCACGACUACCAGAUCGUUGCCACUGAGGGCUACUACAGCAGCGGCUAUGCUCGUAUCACUGCCGCUGAUGUCGGCUAAGAGACCUUGACGUUUUGGCGAGGAGGUCGGCCCUGGGCUGUUAUCCCCCUGCAUUGUGAAGGUUCUAUAAGGGGGUUCGUGGUUAUCGGUCGGCUCUUUCUGAGGUGGAAUGGAUGCUUGCUGUUGUCUCGCGCAAGUAACGUUUCGUCGUUCCUAUUUCUUCCCCGUAUAUAUUCGCUUCGGCAAAACCUAUGACCUGCAUGAAAUGAAUAUACAGUCGAUUGCAC
Sodiomyces alkalinus F11 is the source of this 1285-nucleotide messenger RNA. RefSeq names its product xylanase precursor. The record is from RefSeq and is a predicted model, not a curated record. The transcript has 3 exons. Gene Ontology annotation, biological process: xylan catabolic process. NCBI's taxonomy places the organism in Eukaryota, Fungi, Ascomycota, Sordariomycetes, Glomerellales, Plectosphaerellaceae. Gene Ontology annotation, molecular function: hydrolase activity, hydrolyzing O-glycosyl compounds. Bases 369 to 1058 code for a protein of 229 amino acids.